Eutrema salsugineum is the source of this 2399-nucleotide messenger RNA. RefSeq names its product protein TPX2. The record is from RefSeq and is a predicted model, not a curated record. The transcript is spliced from 20 exons. NCBI's taxonomy places the organism in Eukaryota, Viridiplantae, Streptophyta, Magnoliopsida, Brassicales, Brassicaceae. Gene Ontology annotation, biological process: regulation of mitotic spindle organization; activation of protein kinase activity; mitotic spindle assembly. Gene Ontology annotation, cellular component: nuclear microtubule; mitotic spindle. Bases 18 to 2327 code for a protein of 769 amino acids. Gene Ontology annotation, molecular function: microtubule binding; protein kinase activator activity.
UUGUAUUCGCCGGAGUGAUGGAUACGACGACGGAGGACCAAACCGCCACUUCCGUGACGACGAAGACGACGAUAGAUGAGAGUUACGAAUUCACGGCGCCUCAAUGGUACGAUUUCUUAAACGAAGAGACGAAGCGAGACAAACAACAAUCAGAGCUCUGGUUCGAUUCAGCGAAAUGUUAUGCUCAUUCACCUUCGAUUCCCAGAAUCAAAGCGAGGAGAUCAUUUAAGGUUGAGAGCAUGUGCAACUUCAGUGAAGAAGAAGACAAACACUUGAAAGCUAAAGAAUCAUCUGAACCACAACCUGGAGAUACUUUCUCAAACCUGACAAACAAGGAAGAAGACUGCACAUCUAAAGCAUCAAAUAAGAAUUACGACAAGAAGCAGAACACCACAGAGAUUCAAGAACACGACAGUUUCCUCGACGAAGACGAUGUUAAUGAGGAGACAGAUAACAAAGAGAACAUUCCUCCAUCACAGACUCAAGUUUACACUCCCAAACCUCUAAUGAGUAACACUAAGAAGCAUCAAACUGCUACAAAGAAUCGGUCUGUGCUGAUGCCGAUAAAUCAGUCACAGUCGUCACAAGCCAGAGGCACCAAUCAUAAAAUCAUGAAAAGGGAAACGAAAAACAUAGCUGGAACUUCUAAUUUGGUUCAGGAAAACCAAGCCAUCAAAAGGCAAAAGCUUGAUGAAGGUAAAUCUAGACAGAUGUUCAAUCCAAAACCGACAACUUUGCCUCACAAGACAAAACAAGGUCUUGUUAACACGAGCUUCAGCUUAUGCCCUUCAGUCACUAAGAAAACCCGGACAGAGAACAGAAAGGUUUACGUCCGGGAGCAAGUUACUCCAUUUGUUUCAACUGCUGAAUUGAUGAAGAAAUUCCAGACAAGCACAAGGGACUUGUCACUGCCUCAUGCUAGCACUUGUCUAGCACAGAACCAAUCUAGGCCGACGACACUGACAAGGCCGAAGGAACCAGAAUUUGUGACAUCUCAGCGAAUUCGUCCCAUGAGACUUAAAAGCACUUCAGAGCGGGAGGAAGAGAUGUUGGCAAAGAUGCCUAAGUUUAAAGCACGACCUUUGAAUAAAAAGAUUUUAGCAGCUCCAGGUUUGGCUGCACCACAAAGAAGUACACCACAUCCUCCAGAAUUUCGGGAGUUCCAUCUAGAAACAAUGGCACGAGCUAGCCAGCAUGCAGAGACAUAUUCAGUAGUCUCGAUGGACAUGUCUAAGAAAAAUGAUUGGACGCCUCAUCUCACCGAACCAAAGAGCCCUUUGCUUCAAACAAUGCUGAGAGCUCGUCCAAUUACAGCAAAAACUUCUGCUGAAAUCGAGCAAGAGGAACUCGAGAAAGUGCCAAAAUUCAAGGCAAGACCCUUGAACAAAAAGAUUUUUGAAAGUAAAGGAGAGAUGGGAAUAUUUUGCAGCACAAAGAAACAUAAAACCUUGAACAAAAAGAUUUUUGAAAGUAAAGGAGAGAUGGGAAUAUUUUGCAGCACAAAGAAACAUAAAACCUUACCUCAAGAGUUCCACUUCGUGACAGAUGAGAGGAUAUCACGGCCUAAUUCUGUUAUCGACAUGUUCGACAAGCUCUCUUUGAACUCUGAACCUUGCCGUGAAAAGCCUCUACAAAGGAACACUACACCAAACCCUUUCCUUCUUAGGACAGAAGAAAGAGGUGCUGAAAAACAGAAGAAGUUUGUGAGAGACGUCAUGCAUAGUCAAAUAGAGGCUGAAAAGAUCAGAACUCCCAAAGCAACCCCAUAUCCCUACACAACCGACUAUCCCGUGUUCCCACCAAAACCAGAGCCUAAGCAAUGCACAAAACCAGAACCGUUCCAUUUAGAGAGUCUAGCUAGGCACGAAGAAGAAAUGCGGAAAGAAAUGGAAGAGAGGAUGAGAAUGGAAAGAGAAGAAGCUCAAAGAAGAAUCUUCAGAGCACAGCCAGUGAUUAUAGAAGAUCCAAUUCCUGUUCCGGAGAAAGUACGAAAGCCUCUCACAGAAAUUCAAGAGUUUAACCUCCAUGUGGACCAUCGAGCUGUCGAAAGAGCAGACUUUGACCAUAAAAUUAAAGAGAAGGAGAUGAUGUACAAGAGAUACCGCGAGGAGACUGAAGCCGCAAAAAUGGUAGAGGAAGAGAGAGCUUUAAAACAACUGAGAAGGACAAUGGUUCCUCACGCACGACCAGUGCCAAACUUCAACAACCCAUUUUUACCUCAGAAGUCGAAUAAGGAGACGACAAAACCAAAGUCACCGAAGCUUAGAGUGAUCAGAAGAAUCGAGAGGAGAACGAUGAUGGCUUCUUCUUCUACUCACAUGAGAUAGCUUAUAAAAAGUAAAAAAGAUUAAGCAGCAACAGAAAUUACUGUUCAAGAACGCUUGAACCUUCCUCCUUUG